Messenger RNA from Paraglomus occultum, 1466 nucleotides. The record is from the annotation of a GenBank genome assembly. Lineage: Eukaryota; Fungi; Glomeromycota; Glomeromycetes; Paraglomerales; Paraglomeraceae.
AUGGCAACGAGAGGACCGCCAAAGCGCAAAAAAAAGGCCGAUACCGACGAUAAUGCUUCAGACUUAUCCGAGAAUUUCGGAAACAUUAUAGCCCAACUGAAAUCAAUAGAUGAUGAACCAUGUGGACCACCGUUGAGUUUACCUGCUAAUGUCACUCCAGAACAACUCCAAUUGCUAGUGAAUCAGCUUUUAAAUAAUGAAGAAUCUUUGCCAUAUGCGUUCUCAGUGGAUGAGACGGAAAUCAUCACAUCUCUUCACAAGGACAUUGUUGUCGGUUUAAACAAAUCUACGGAAGAUGUACUGACAAUAGUCUAUAGACCCCAAGCGAUAUUUAGAGUAAGGGCAGUUACAAGAUGCACAUCAACGCUGGCUGGACACACAGAGGCAAUUCUAUCUGUUUCGUUUAGCCCCGAUGGCACACAACUUGCAACCGGUUCAGGAGAUACAACUGUACGAAUAUGGGAUCUAAACACUGAAACGCCGCAGUUUACAUUAUCCGGUCAUAAGAAUUGGGUUUUAUGCAUUGCAUGGUCACCAGAUGGCAAAGUUCUCGCAUCUGGUAGUAUGGAUAAGACUGUUCGUCUUUGGGAUCCGUCUACAGGAGCAGCGCUAGGAGAUUCACUGUUUGGGCAUACUAAAUGGAUUACUUGUCUCGUGUGGGAACCAAUUCACUUGAAUCCAAGUUGUGCUCGUUUAGCGUCAUCCUCAAAAGAUGGCACGAUUCGUAUAUGGAAUACCAAGUUGAGAAGAACAAUACUGUCAAUGUCACAGCAUACUGCCGCGGUGACGUGUAUUAAAUGGGGCGGAGAUGGACUAUUGUAUUCGUCAAGUCAGGAUAAGACAAUCAAAGUCUGGGAUACUAAAGAGGGGAAACUUGUGAGGACUUUGGAGGGUCAUGGACAUUGGGUAAACACUAUGGCACUUAGUACAGAUUUCGUACUAAGAACAGGCGCCUAUGACCAUACUAAUAGAGUACCCAAAGAUGAACAAGAAGCUCAGGAAUGGGCUUUGAAACGAUACCAAGAAGCCAAAGGCACAAAGCCCGAGCGAUUAGUAUCUGGCUCUGAUGAUUUCACCAUGUUUUUUUGGGAGCCAUCGACCAGUAAGAAACCUAUCGCACGGCUUACCGGACAUCAAAAACUUGUUAAUCACGUCAGUUUUUCACCGGAUGGGCGACUAAUUGCCAGUGCAGGUUUCGAUAAUUCUGUCAAAUUAUGGGAUGGAUAUUCUGGAAAAUUUAUAACUUCAUUACGGGGUCAUGUUGGUCCUGUGUAUCAAGUUUGUUGGUCGUCAGACAGUAGAAUGCUCAUAAGUGCAAGCAAAGAUAGCACAUUGAAAAUCUGGGAUGUAAGAACAAGGAAAAUGAAGUUUGAAUUACCUGGACAUUUGGAUGAGGUGUUUAGUGUUGAUUGGAGUCCAAGUGGCGAUAAGGUUGCAAGUGGUGGGAAAGAUAGGCAAUUAAAAUU